Molecule: messenger RNA, 1791 nt
Organism: Mesorhabditis spiculigera
Lineage: Eukaryota; Metazoa; Nematoda; Chromadorea; Rhabditida; Rhabditidae
Source: the annotation of a GenBank genome assembly
AUGGCGUCGCGAUUGUAUCGCGGCCUGAAAUGGCUCUACAACACCUUUAAAAUGGGCUACUUCGCGCCGCUGCUCAUCCUCAUUUCCUAUACAUUAUUGGGCGCCAUCAUCUUCAAGGCGCUGGAGCACGACGAGGACCAGAGGCGGCGCAAUUUCUACCGGAAUGAAUCCGAAUAUGCCGUUAAUCAGGUGCUCGACCGUAUGCUGGAGGUACGGUGCCACGAUGGGCUUCUGAAAGAGCUGAAUCGUGUCGAACAGAUCCGACAUGCCCAGGAUGCCCUUUUCUGGUUCCUCGAUCAUCUCAAUUUAACGGCGGUAAUCGAGGAACGAUCGGACGCGUCACCGUGGACGUGGUGGGGCAGUAUGUUCUACGCCGGCCAACUUUACACGACUAUUGGCUACGGGUUUCCGAUUGUGAAGACAGUGCCCGGGCAAGUCGUCAGCAUUUUCUACAUUAUGAUUGGGAUCCCAAUUUUCCUGAUAAUCCUAAAAGACGUUGGGCGGUUGAUGUCGAGGGGCCUCCGCAAAUUCUACAAGCGCCUGAAAAACUCGCGGAUUGCCGAGACGACGGAGCAGAUACGCAGGUUCUCACAGUCGUCCAAGCAAACGCUGAAAAUCGACGCCGGAACGGAAAGUGAAGCGUUGGCAAAGGAGGGGAAAGAGCAGCGGAUACUUGCGCUAAAUGGACGUUCAAAAAAGGAGAAAGCCGAGCUCGACCCGGUCAAACAAAAUAGACUAAAUCAACGUGCGGAAAUGAGCUUCCCGAUUCCAAUAGCGCUGGCCAUUCUGUCGAUGUGGAUUUUGUUUAGCGCGGCCCUGUUUUGCAUCUGGGAGACGGAGUGGGGCUACCUCACCAGCGUCUACUUUUUCUUUGUAUCGAUCAGCACGGUCGGCCUGGGUGAUAUCUACCCCUCGAAACCCGACAUGAUGAUCUUCAAUUUUAUUUUGAUUCUCGUUGGGCUGGCGCUGUUGUCAAUGUGUUUCAAUCUCAUACAGUUGACGGUAGAGCGAUUUUUGGACCGCCUCAUCGACGAAUACAUUGAAGAAAUUGAAAAAAUGGCCGACAUUGUGCAUCAGGAUGAUCCGGCCACCGAGCACGCAAUGCCCUUCGAAUUCAAGAUGACCACUGGAAAUCUGCUGCAGGUCCCGUUCCGGAAAGUCGCCGAGCCGCAGGGGCUGUUCAGCGAAGUGAAAAGCUUCGUUGCGGAGAAAUUUGCGGAAAACCUGAUAGCGUCGAGGAAGAAGCGGAAGAAGAAGAAGCCGCUGACUACAAAGGACAACCUGAUGACGGCAUGGCAGAAGACGUUGAGAAAACGGGCAGUACAGCGAGAUAUCUACUUUGACUACACGACGGAUAUUUCGGCCAACGAGGCGGCGCUCAACAACAAAUCGACGUUGAGCAUUUUGCGGAUCGAUGACGAGGAGCCAAUAUUACAGUCAGCCUUGAUGCGAUUACGGUCGCCGCCAAAAAUCCGACUGCCAGCCGGUUUGCCAUCUGGAUCGAGGAGAUUCCAUCGGCCUCUUCGGCCAACCCCCUCUUCACCUGGCUGCAUGGAGACGGAUAAUUCGAUGAGAGAUUCCGGCGGCCCCUCACCCCUGCACGACACGAGAAGCUUGCCGUCAAGCGAAUUCACGCGACUUCAAAAUCUUUGCGGGUUAUUGCCGAACGAUUUUGCGAGACAAAAAAGACGAGUGUCCCUCGAUAGCCCAUCUCAUGGCUACCGCUCAAAUUCAUCGAUUGACGAUUCAACGUUUGAAAAGGCUAAGGAGCCGUCAAAUGUACAAUUCCAU